AUGGGUGCUCUCGAUGCCAUUCGCGGUCGUGACGACAACGGUCGUCUGACCAAGACGGUCGUCGAUCCGUCUGAUUUGCACAACUCGAAGCAUGCGCAGUCCAAUUCGGCAGACACGGCGGUGGAAAUGACACCCGACCAUGAGAGUCCUCCCGUCAGCGAUACAGAUUCUUCUUUCGGCGUGAAUGGAGUUGACGACGAUGAGAAGGAGGUGAUUCAUAACCCGGAGCAUGUGACCGACAAGGCGGCUUUGGGACAGCAGAAAGCUGAAGCUGCGGCUAUGGUUUGGAGUCGCAAGACCGUGGCUGGUGUGUACGCAUGGAUCUGGGUGGGCUUUUUCAUGCUGGCCUUUCACUCCGCCAUCAGCUCUAGCCUGAUGAAUUGGGUUUACGGUGACUUCCAGUCCGCUCCUCAAGUCUCGACAUCAUACAUCUUGGCCAGUGUCAUUGGUGGAACGCUGAAGCUUCCUCUGGCAAAGACCCUCCAGCUCUGGGGUCGUGCCGAGGCCUUGCUGUUCUCUACCGCAAUCUAUACGCUGGGCAUGAUUAUCUUGGCAGCCUGCGAUGGACCCAACGCAUUUGCUGCAGGAUACGUACUCUAUUGGAUUGGAUACUACUGUGUGUAUCUGAUCCUAGAUAUCUUCGUGGCUGACACCACGGGCCUGCGUUCGCGAGCGUUCGCCUUUGCCUUUGCCAGCACGCCCUUCAUCUGUACUGCUUUCACCGGCUCGCUGGCAGCGCAGUCAAUCUACAAUACCUCUGGCUGGCGCUGGGGAUAUGGCAUGUUCUGCAUCAUUCAACCUGCAGUGCUCUGCCCUCUGGCUCUGGUGUUCAAGUUUUAUGAGCGAAAGGCCAUCAGCAUGGGGGUCUGGCAACCCAGAAACUCUGGCCGUACAGCAUGGCAAUCGCUGGUUCAUUACUUCCAUGAAUUCGACGUCGUUGGUGCUUUCCUGCUGAUGGCCGCCUGGGUCAUCUUCUUACUUCCCUUUAGUCUGGCCCAGUACGGCCGCUCCCAGUACAAGUCCGCCACCUUCAUCGCCAUGAUCAUUGUCGGGUUCUGUAUGCUUUUCGUAUUCGCCGCGUGGGAGAAAUGGUUCGCCCGUCACCAUUUCAUUCGCUACGAGAUGCUCAAGAAACCCACUAUCCUUGGAGCCUGUAUCUGCUCGGCGGUGGCUUUCUUCAGCUUUUAUCUCUGGGAUCAGUACUUCUACAACUUUGUUCUCAUCACCUACAAUCUGAAUCUCAGCAUGGCCGGCUACAUGAUUCAGAUCUAUAACGUGGGAUCUACCUUCUGGUCGCCUAUUCUGGGAUUGAUCAUCUGGUGGACCAGACGUUUCAAGUACAUCGUACUCUUCUUUGGUGUACCGCUGAUGAUCCUCGGAUCCGGACUGAUGAUCUAUUUCCGAGGCUCCGAACAUGGCAUUGGCUACAUCAUCAUGUGCCAAAUCUUCAUCGCCUUUGCGGGCGGUACGAUCGUCAUCGGCGAGGAUAUGGCUGUCAUGGCCGCCGGUGGUCGUGAAAAUACCCCGAUGAUGCUGGCCUUGAUUGGUCUCUUCUCCAGUAUCGGAGGUGGUAUCGGUUAUGCCAUUUCAGCUGCCAUCUACAACAACGUGUUUGUGGAUGCGCUGACCAGCCAUCUGCCUGAUGACCUCAAGGCCAACGCAACCGAGAUCUUCCUUGGUGGUGUCACUCUCCAAAGCACCUACCCCGUCGGGUCUCCACUGCGGGAUGCUUGCGUCUACGCGUGGGGUUAUGCCCAGCGGAUGAACUGCAUUGCCUCGACCUGCGUUCUGGUCCUGCUCAUCCCCGCCGUCGCCGUGUGGAAGAACUACGACGUCGGCAAGAAGCAGAAUAAGGGUACCAUGCUCUUUGAAUGA
Penicillium oxalicum is the source of this 1875-nucleotide messenger RNA. It is a transcript of the gene sit2, whose product is annotated as putative siderochrome-iron transporter. Bases 1 to 1875 code for a protein of 624 amino acids. Lineage: Eukaryota; Fungi; Ascomycota; Eurotiomycetes; Eurotiales; Aspergillaceae. The transcript is spliced from 3 exons. The record is from RefSeq and is a predicted model, not a curated record. Gene Ontology annotation, biological process: transmembrane transport. Gene Ontology annotation, molecular function: transmembrane transporter activity.